CGGCAACCGUAGACGCGGCUGCUAGGAUUCUGCGCGGGAAAACAGCACAAUGGCCAUCAGGAAGAAGGAAUUAGCUUUGCAGAUGGUUAUAAGCAAUCAGGAACUUUGGGAAGAAAUGCUGAGUUCCAGAGGACUGAUAGUGGUAGACAUUUACCAAGGCUGGUGCGGACCAUGUAAAACAGUGAUAAGCCUUUUCAGGAAAAUAAGAAACGAACUAGGUGAUGACCUCCUGCAUUUUGCUGUGGCUGAAGUGGAUUCAAUUGAUGCCCUUGAGAAAUACCGUGGUAAAUGUGAGCCUACAUUUCUCUUUUAUGCCGGAGGUGAGUUAGUAGCAGUGGUAAGGGGAGCUAAUGCACCAUUGCUACAGAAAACCAUUGUGGAGCAGCUGCAAGCAGAAAGAAAGGUCUUGGAUCAUGGAGCAGAGAGAGUGGUGAUUCAAGACGAAGGCCUUCCCAAAGAAGAAGAAAGUGCCAAUAUUGGAGGAGAAGAGGAAGAGGAGGAGGAGGAGGAAGAAGAAGAAGAUGGUGAGGAAGAUGAGACAGAGUAAUCACUUUCUGGGACUGGCCUUCCAACUGCCUUCUGGAAAUGAUGAGGAACAUGACAGAUUAGUACAGAGAAGAAAUAUCUAAAACAUGUUCCCCAUAGCUAACACUGUACCACAAGGAGCAGAAGAGUGUUUGAUAAAGAAUCAUGAACUUAAAGAGUAGAAGAAAUCACCAGGGCCAUCCAGUACAAUCUCCUGCCAUGCCAGAACACACAGUCAAAAUACUCCUGACAGAUAAUCAUCCAGCCUCUGUUUUAAAAACUCCAGAAAAGACUGCUCCACCACACUCCAAGGCAGCAUAUUCCACGGUUGAACAGCUCUACCAGUUUUUCCUAAUGUUUAGGUGGAAUCACUUUUGAAUCCGUUGCCUCUGUCUUAGGCCCCUUCCACACAGCUGAAUAAAAUCUCACAUUUUCUGCUUUGAACUGGAAUAUAUUGCACUAUGGACCCAGAUAACCCAGUUCAAGGCAGAUAUUGUGGAAUUUUCUGCCAUGAUAUUCUGGGUUAUAUGGUUGUGUGGAAGA
This is a messenger RNA of Anolis sagrei ordinatus, 1068 nucleotides long. It is a transcript of the gene NME9, whose product is annotated as NME/NM23 family member 9. The record is from RefSeq and is a predicted model, not a curated record. NCBI's taxonomy places the organism in Eukaryota, Metazoa, Chordata, Lepidosauria, Squamata, Anolidae.